AAUGCCAAAUUCUUGGUCAUAAUUCAAUGAACAACUGGUAUUAUAGUGGCUAGGUUGGAAUUUAGUCGUUUAUAUAUCACUCCUACUCAUCAAUACGAACAUACCACCCGGAAUUUUCCUUCUGUAUUUGUGCCCAAAUUUUUUCAACGCUUAGCAAUUAGCAAACCAAUGGCAAGCAGCGCCGUCACACGGUGGUGGCUCAGCCUAAUAUCAUGGGUGGUGGUGGUGUUAUCCAUAUCAAAACAAGCCACGGCGCAGCCACAGAUCAAUCUGCUGAAUAGGGGGUGCAGCCAGUACAACGCAACCAAUAUAAGGAACUUUUUCGACAACCUUAACGCCACCUUUUCCGACCUGCGAAAUCAGCUGUCCAAUGAAAGCAAACUGUUCGCCACUGCGCAGCAGUCAAGAUCUUCGGAUCCAGUCUAUGCCAUGGUUCAGUGUAGAAAUUAUCUUUCGAAUUCUGAUUGUUUGGCUUGCUACGAUGCAGCUGUUGCUCAGAUCAGGAAUUGCUCAGCAGCAAAUGGAGCUCGUGUCAUAUAUGAUGGUUGUUUCCUCAGGUAUGAGAGCAACAGUUUCUACGACCAAACCACUCUUCCGGGCAAUGUACAGAUAUGCAGCAAUCGCACCGCAUCUCCGGCAGUUGCAUUCAAUGCGGCGGCGGAAACACUUCUACAGAAUCUUGAGCUUGCAACACCAAGAAUUAGCGGCUACUUUGCGGCGACUAAUACUGAAGUAGGCAAUGGAGGUCCAACGAUUUAUGGUGUGGCGCAAUGUGCUGAAACCAUUUCCCAAAGUGGCUGCCAGGAUUGCCUGACGGUCGCGUAUCGGAACAUAAUCGGCUGUUUACCUAAUGCAGAUGGAAGGGCUAUUGAUGCCGCCUGUUUUAUUAGGUACUCCAAUACGGCAUUUUUUGCCGAAAAUCAGACCAUAAAUAUCACACCAUUUCUCGGAGGAGGAGGAGGUUCAAGCAAGAAAAAUGCUAUAAUUGGGGGUGUAGUUGGAGGUGCAGGUCUUGUUUUGAUUAUAGCUGCUUUGUUUCUCUGGUACCAUUUAUCAAGAAAGCAAAAAGUAGCUGCAAGAGGUAACAUAUUGGGGGCAACAGAAUUGCAAGGCCCCAAUACCUACAAUUACAAGGAUUUGAAAUCUGCAACGAACAAUUUCAGUGAGAAAAACAAAAUAGGAGAAGGAGGUUUUGGCGAUGUAUACAAGGCCACUCUUCAAAAUGGGAAUAUUAUUGCUGUGAAGAAACUGGAUUUAAGUAUCAGCAGAGCAAAGGCAGAUUUUGAGACUGAAGUUAGGCUCAUAAGUAAUGUUCACCAUCGCAAUCUAGUCCGCCUCUUAGGGUGUUGUACCAAAGGAGGACAACUGUUGCUUAUUUACGAAUUCAUGCCAAAUGGGAGCCUUGAUAGAUAUUUAUUCGGUGAUAAACGGGGAACGCUCAAUUGGAAACAAAGAUUUAAUAUAAUCUUUGGCACAGCUAGGGGUCUUGCAUAUUUGCAUGAUCAAUACCAUGUAUGUAUCAUACAUCGAGAUAUAAAACCAAGCAAUAUAUUGCUGGAUAAUGACUUCAUACCCAAAAUUGCUGAUUUUGGAUUGGCAAGACUUCUACCUGAAAAUCAAAGUCAUGUUAGCACUAAAUUUGCUGGAACCUUGGGCUACACAGCACCAGAAUAUGCUAUUCAUGGACAUUUGUCGGAGAAAGUUGACACCUACAGUUUUGGUGUAGUCAUUCUUGAAGUCAUUAGUGGCCGAAGAUGUACUCAGAUGAAUGAUGAAUCUGACACUGAAUAUUUACUCGAAGAGGCAUGGAAACUGCAUGAGGCUGGAAUGGAAGAGAAACUAGUCGAUGAGACAUUAGAUGAAAAUGACUUUAAAGCCAAAGAUGUGAAGAAACUGAUAGAUAUUGCUCUGGCGUGCACACAGUCACCGGCUUCAUCAAGGCCAACCAUGUCCGAAGUUCUUGUCAUGCUUUUAACUGAUAACUCAGUUGAGCAGAAGGCUCCAAGCAGGCCUUCAUUUUUCGAUUCUGGAAAGAGUUUACCAGUAGACAGUUCCAUUUCUACUGGUUCAACACAGUCUAAUGCCACUGCUUCAGUAUCUCACUUCACUGGUCGUUAGCCAACUCGUCCAUUCCAUUGAACACAAGUCACAAAAGCAAAGAGUCCAAUAAACGUAUCUCUGUACAGUUUUAAGACUGAAUGGUUUGUAUUUCUUUUCGUUUUGAAGAACAUGAAGUUUUAUUACCGAAAGUGGGCAUCAAUGAUUGGCUGAGACGGAAAAAAAAUGCAUCUAUCUUUAUUUACUUCUGCAAAAUUUAGUGUC
Messenger RNA from Olea europaea var. sylvestris, 2322 nucleotides. RefSeq names its product cold-responsive protein kinase 1-like. The record is from RefSeq and is a predicted model, not a curated record. NCBI's taxonomy places the organism in Eukaryota, Viridiplantae, Streptophyta, Magnoliopsida, Lamiales, Oleaceae. The coding region runs from base 169 to 2118 and encodes 649 amino acids. Gene Ontology annotation, biological process: protein phosphorylation. Gene Ontology annotation, molecular function: ATP binding; protein kinase activity. The transcript is spliced from 8 exons.